Penaeus monodon (black tiger shrimp) is the source of this 2256-nucleotide messenger RNA. RefSeq names its product potassium voltage-gated channel protein eag-like (gene eag). Gene Ontology annotation, cellular component: membrane. The record is from RefSeq and is a predicted model, not a curated record. Gene Ontology annotation, molecular function: voltage-gated potassium channel activity. Lineage: Eukaryota; Metazoa; Arthropoda; Malacostraca; Decapoda; Penaeidae. Gene Ontology annotation, biological process: potassium ion transmembrane transport; regulation of membrane potential.
AUGAUGAGUUUGAACAGCGACGUUAUGCCGCAGUAUCGACAGGAGGCACCUAAAACACCCCCGCACAUUCUUCUUCAUUACUGUGCCUUCAAGGCCAUUUGGGACUGGGUCAUCCUUUGCCUCACCUUCUACACGGCGAUCAUGGUGCCCUACAACGUGGCCUUCAAGUACAAGACCUCUGAGGACGUGUCCUUGCUGGUGGUGGACUCUAUAGUGGAUGUCAUCUUCUUUAUAGACAUUGUGCUCAACUUCCACACGACCUUCGUCGGGCCUGGCGGGGAAGUGGUGUCGGAUCCAAAGAUCAUUCGAAUGAACUAUUUGAAAUCUUGGUUUCUAAUAGAUCUUUUAUCGUGCCUACCAUAUGAUGUAUUCAACGCGUUCGACCAUGAUGAAGAUGGCAUCGGGUCAUUGUUUUCUGCUCUAAAAGUUGUACGACUUCUGCGCUUGGGUCGCGUGGUGCGGAAGCUCGACCGUUAUCUUGAAUAUGGGGCUGCCAUGCUCAUCUUACUCUUGUGCUUCUACAUGCUAGUCGCGCAUUGGCUUGCCUGCAUAUGGUACAGUAUAGGUAAGAGUGACGCUGACAACGGGAUCCAGUACUCAUGGCUAUGGAAGCUAGCGAACGUGACGCAGACCCCGUAUGCCUACACGGUGUCCAACGGGUCCAACACUCUCGAGCUUAUUAACGGUCCUAGUAAGAAGACUAUGUACGUAACGUCACUCUACUUCACCAUGACCUGCAUGACGUCGGUUGGAUUCGGCAACGUAGCUGCCGAAACAGACAAUGAAAAGAUCUUCACUAUAUGCAUGAUGAUCAUAGCAGCUCUUCUCUACGCCACCAUCUUCGGUCACGUGACCACCAUCAUUCAGCAGAUGACGUCAGCGACCGCCAAGUACCACGAGAUGCUCAACAACGUGAGGGAGUUCAUGAAGCUGCACGAGGUUCCGAAGGCUCUUUCUGAGCGGGUCAUGGACUACGUCGUUUCCACGUGGGCUAUGACAAAGGGCAUAGAUACCAACAAGGUAGAAAACGAGAUUCAGAAGGGACAAGGGCGUCGGUGGCUCUGGUACGCCCAACAGCGCAUCCUCAGACCUUGUGGGUGUAAGUGGGCGGGACUUGGAACGAGGCUCCGGUGAACGCUCGGACUCUGAGGUGGCCGGCACAACAGAAGCUCUCAAGGUAGUGAAAAUGCCGCCAGCCCGAAUGAAUAACAUUUGUGAAACGAACGGACCUCGAAAGUGGAAGAACAUAUUUGGGAGAAAUGAAGGAGGCGAGGACGAUGGAUCCACGACCGACGAGUGCAAUAAGAAGAAUCUAAUGCAGGACGGGGUACUGCGGAGCCUGGGCGUCAAACAUAACACCAACCUGUCCAAGAGAGCCAACACUUCCGCCACCAUCACACCAAGCACUGCCAACAACAACCACAACAACAACAAUAAUAACAACAGUACGAAAGCAGUGGUGAAGAAGGACACUCUUGCCCUCGAAGGAAACACAAAGUUCCACGUCAAUAAGCUGGAUUCGUCAGACACGGGGGGCGGGCGCGACCAGAAGAAUAAGGACAAUGAGUCCGGUUAUGUCACGGAUUUCAGCGGCCACAGUCCGGUGGUCACGGCCGCCGACUGCCAGCAGAUCAUUGCAAGCCUCAUGGACUUCAAGGUCGAUCUAAAGAUUGAAAUUCAGAGGAUGAAUCAGAAAUUAACUCGUUUAGAAGACAACAUGAGUGACGUCAUGACCCGCAUGAACCAUGUGCAGCGCUCAACGUCCCAGCCUGUGAGCGUGAGACCUUCCGACGAGCCACUUAGGGUAACGCGGCGAGACAGACCCACGGCCGCUGCGGUGGACCCCACCCCAGACCCUGAUGAGUCUAAGCCAUUUUUACCCAAAGUUACUGCCAGUGAAGAACCAAAAAAGCCUAAACGGCGAGACAAGAACCGCGCAAAGAGUGCCGGAACGCCCCGCACAUCACCCACCGAUUCCAACUCCCCAACCGAUUCAAUGGUGCGCGGGAUGCUUGAAGAGGAGAUUCAAGAGCAAGCAUCGUCUUCGCCGAGGGCCGAGGCUCCGGUGCCGCCGCGCUCACGUUCCAGGGAGUACCUCUGAGCUGUCCCAACUUCAGUCCUUGCCCUAAAAGAGAAAUGAAGUUAAAGCUAUACUGAGGCAUCCCUGCAUAUGGAUGAAAUAAUAAAUCUUCAAUAUUGCUAAUGUAAAUACAAAUAUGACCUAUCAUUUCUUUUAUUCCCUCUCUCUCUCUCUCU